AACUCCUAGAUAUUUCUCACAUGAUUGCUGUGGAUUCUCAAACAAUAUCGUCGCGGAUCUCAUAACGCGUGCCCUUGAAAUUUAAAAAACAUCGAUAAGUAAAGUAAAUUUAAUGAGUUGUGAUAUAUAAUAUAUACCGCUAAUUGCAAGGAAAAUAAUCAUUUUGUUUUUGGAAAGACAGUAGUCAAGAUCGGCAUUGAAGAAGGCAAAAUGAGUCACACCGCAGAGAAAUUAAAAAUCGUGUCUUUGGCUGUCAAGGAUAUGAGAUUUCCCACAUCCUUACAAGCAGAUGGAUCCGAUGCUAUGCACACUGACCCCGAUUACUCCUGCGCGUACGUCACUAUAAAACUUCAGUCAGGACUGGAAGGUCACGGUUUGACAUUCACAUGCGGAAGAGGUACGGAAGUUGUCGUAGCGGCUAUCGAAUCGUUGAGUCCCUUGGUCAUUGGCCAAGUCGUGACUGACAUCUACAAGGAAUUUGGAACCUUCUGGAGAUCUCUAACGAGCGAGAGUCAAAUCCGAUGGAUCGGGCCUGAAAAAGGAGUAACUCACCUUGCCACUGCUGCCAUCAUAAACGCUCUGUGGGACCUGUGGGGUAAAUUGGUGAAGAAACCAGUAUGGCAACUGUUGGCAGAUUUGGAACCAGAGCAGCUGAUAUCCUGCAUUGACUUCAGGUACCUGUCGAAUGUCAUCACGAAAGAGGAGGCUUUGGAAUUAUUGAGGAAAGGAAGAGAGGGAAAAGAGGAGAGAGUGAACAAACUGUUGGAAAAGGGGUACCCAUGCUACACUACCCAAGCCGGAUGGUUGGGAUAUUCAAACGAAAAAAUCGCCCAACUUGCCAAGAAGUACAUGGAUGCGGGCUUCACAGCUUUCAAAGUUAAAGUAGGAAAGAACCUCUAUGAUGAUAUCAAGAGGUUGGAGUUCAUCAGAACAAUUAUUGGAUGGGAUCGAACUUUGAUGGUCGACGCCAACCAAGUAUGGGAG
Messenger RNA from Leptinotarsa decemlineata (Colorado potato beetle), 984 nucleotides. RefSeq names its product mitochondrial enolase superfamily member 1. Gene Ontology annotation, biological process: carbohydrate catabolic process; amino acid catabolic process. Lineage: Eukaryota; Metazoa; Arthropoda; Insecta; Coleoptera; Chrysomelidae. Gene Ontology annotation, molecular function: magnesium ion binding; L-fuconate dehydratase activity. The record is from RefSeq and is a predicted model, not a curated record.